Molecule: messenger RNA, 615 nt
Organism: Naumovozyma dairenensis CBS 421
Lineage: Eukaryota; Fungi; Ascomycota; Saccharomycetes; Saccharomycetales; Saccharomycetaceae
Exons: 1
Coding region: 1-615 (204 amino acids)
Source: RefSeq, a predicted model, not a curated record
AUGGAAAAAGGCGGAUACAAACCUGAUGAUGAAGGUAUUCAUGACAAACCACAUGGACACAAUCAUGUUGGAAUCUUGCCUGAAGACUGUCCUGGGCCAGAUCUAUUACAUUUAAAAAAAGGUGAAAUUGGUAUCCCAGGCUGUGGUAAAGCAUCUACUGAGCAGGAUAAACUACCAAGACAUUUAAAGGAUUUUAAUGCAGAUGAAAUGGUGGAGGCUCAAAUGAACGAGAACACCAUUCCUGCCGGUUGUCAAGAUACCUCUAUGAAAUCUUUCAGUCCACAAAUUGAACAAUCUAUUCCUGGUGCUGGCUGUCCCAUGGCAAAACCACAUCAUAUUGAACCAUGGAGUAACCCAUCUCAAGCAACAACAGCAACAAAGGGGAAUUCGAAUACAUGUGACAUGAUUGAGUCUAAUUUACUUUCAAGAUCAAGAUCAGAUAAUGGUAAUGAUAAUGAUGUUAAAGACUAUGGCUUUGGUUCAGGUGAUCAAAGUCAAGGGUAUGAAUAUCAAACGCCAAGGUCUGAACAACGUAAAGAACCUUCUCAUGAUCUCAGUAAACAAACACAUGGGUUGAAUAUUGUGGAUAAUUCAUAUGAACCAAUUUCUAAAUGA